AGGAAAAAACUCAUUUCGGAACCAAGUCUACCGUGUUUGUUGUGUUUCACCGGUCACUAUAAACAGACGGACCCGUUCAGUUUGAGGGCGAAUAAGUAGCACAUUUUAAACGUUUUAGCGCUAAAAUAAUCAAUGCAUUGACUUAAACGUGAUGUGGGUCAUUGAACGAUUUUUAUCCUCUGUUAUCCAAAGAGGACAGUCCGGGUUGCUCCGCCGCUCUCUGCGCGGCUCCCUGCCCGAGCUGGAGCUUCGGUACCUCCAGUGCACAUGCUGUUGGAGGAGCCGGAUUCCCGUGGCAGGGUUCGAGACCCUGAACGCGUCGCUGUCCUCGGAGCCCUGCAAGGACGACGGCAGCAGCAGACCUCUGGACGCCUGCUACACCUCAGAGCAACGGGCCGCGAUCCUGCAGCUGCUGAACAACGGCAGCCCGGCGGAGCUGGCCUCCAUCAAACUGCUGCGAGGACGCAAGUCCAUCAACAUUGUGGAGCACAGAAGCAAAAACGGACCCUUUAAAUCCCUGGAGAGCGUGGUAGACGUGCCUCUGCUGAAGCACAAAAGCGCCGUGGUAGUCUUUAACUCCAUCCUGAACCCGGUGAAAAAGGAGAGGAAAGUGAGGAUCCAGCUGGCUAGGUUCAUCAAACCUGAGGUGGACCGGUCCUGGUUGGAGGAGGCCAGUUCUCUUGUCUCAAUAGUCUGUGGGACUAAUAAAAUCGCCUGGGCUCAUGUGGACAGACAGAUGAUGGUGCUGGACUGGCAACAGCAGGAAUGUCCAAACUUCCUAAAGGGAACAUACAUGGCAUCUGCUUAUUUGAACGACGUGUCGGCCGUCGUGUCCCUCCUCCCGCCGGCAAGUUUUUACCUAAUCGAGAAGUCGUCCAUCUCGGUUCAGAACACGGCGCUGUUUCCUGUCAUGGCUCACAUGAGGACAGUGGAAGCCAUGCUUUUUGCCCUGCUGGAGCCCAGAAUCACCCCUCCUGAACCAAACAUCCCCCCCAGGGUCCUCAACAUGAUGAGGACGGCUGUGGGGCGGCACUUUGGGCUGAUGGUGGGCGAGUCCCGGACCAGCGGGGCUCAGAUAGUCCGUCAGAUGAUGACGGAGUCUGUGACGGAGAAGCUCCCCAGGGUAAACUUUCCCCAGGAGCUGCUGGUCAAGUACAGGAACUACUUCCAGAUGGGCAGUCGGAGAGGAGGGGAUGAGCUGUGCGACGCGCUGCUUCAGGCGGUGGCGUUCUACGAGCUUCUCUGUGAAAGUUAGCGAAAGUCCCACCUAUAGCGACACAAACUGCUCCUUUAUGGGCUCUCCUGUAGCGUUUUUUAGGGUUUAAUGUGUCUAAAUGACUUAAUUUCUGUCACUUUACUUGAUGCAGUGACUGUGUCAUUACUCCUGCUGUGAUUAAAAACCCUUUGGGAGGAUUUUGACCUGCUAUGUUGCACAAAUGUCACCAGAAGAAAACUCUGUGUCCAACCAACGAUGAAAAGAAACCCAAAGACGAGGUAACAAUUCACCCGUUUCAUAAGAUGGAACCAGCUCUACACCACAGAGACUGACGCCUUCAUGCCAUUCUUAUGUUUCUUCCUGUACAGGAACUAAAAUAAAAUGCAACAAAAUAGUUUUAUAUUCUUUAAAAAACAAAGAAAAUCGAACACUAGAUUAGUUUAGAAAAUGUAAAUGUAUUAAGAAAGGAGCAGAAAAGGCCCAAAAUGUACUUUUUUGUGUAUGUGGGCACACAACUCUCAUUUCAGGAGAUUUAAAUCUUUUUUUUUUCUUUUCUUUGUUACAUUUUAGGCACAAAUAUUUUUAUGGAUUUCAGAUGCGUUGACUUAACUGUUUCAAACCUGCUGUUCAUAUGCCUGAAUAAAUGAGUUAUUUAA
Molecule: messenger RNA, 1872 nt
Organism: Oryzias latipes (Japanese medaka)
Lineage: Eukaryota; Metazoa; Chordata; Actinopteri; Beloniformes; Adrianichthyidae
Gene: tefm
Product: transcription elongation factor, mitochondrial
Biological process (GO): transcription elongation by mitochondrial RNA polymerase; mitochondrial transcription
Cellular component (GO): mitochondrial nucleoid
Molecular function (GO): nucleic acid binding; DNA polymerase processivity factor activity
Source: RefSeq, a predicted model, not a curated record